This is a messenger RNA of Acanthisitta chloris (rifleman), 361 nucleotides long. RefSeq names its product transmembrane and ubiquitin-like domain-containing protein 2. The record is from RefSeq and is a predicted model, not a curated record. Lineage: Eukaryota; Metazoa; Chordata; Aves; Passeriformes; Acanthisittidae. Gene Ontology annotation, molecular function: protein binding. The transcript has a single exon. The annotation marks the transcript as partial.
CAAAUACUUCCCGGGCCAGGAGAGCCAGAUGAAGCUCAUCUACCGUGGGCAACUGCUGCAGGACCAGGCCCGGACGCUGCGCUCGCUGCACAUCACAGACAACUGUGUCAUCCACUGCCACCGUUCCCAGGGUGGCAGCACGGCCACCCCUGCCCUGCCUGACCCUGUCCCCGCUGUGCCCACAGCCCCAGGGCUGCCCCUGGGCACGGGGACCCUCAUGGUGCCCACGGUCAUGGUAGUGGUGGCGCUCGGGUGGUAUUUCCGCAUCAACUACCGACAGCUGUUCACUGCUUUCCCUGCUCCCCCCCAGCCAGCCCUGAUCGGGGUGACUGUCCUGGUCUCCUUCCUGGUGUAUGGAUAG